AAUAAGUCAGUCUUAUUAUUUCUUAUCCAGUUUGAAAUAUUUACGUCGAAUAAAAUACAUCUUUGAUUCUUUAUUUAAUGAUAAAAUCGUCUGGAUGUGCUAGAAGCACUUUGCUGCUUCUCCUGCUAUCUUUGCUUGUUAGUUAGCUUAGCUCGCUAGUUAGCUUAGCUUGUUAGCUGCUAACAGAAGUUAUAAACACAUCGCUAAGUAGAGAUCAAGUGUGAGAGUAAAGUGUUGUGAUUGUGUGAAAAUGUCUACAUUACACAUGUUGAGAGCGUUGGUGGAUCAGCGACUAACUGCUGCCGUUGAAGAAAUAUUUGUAGUGUUAGAAAGAACGAUAGCAGAAUACGAGGCGGAACUUUCUAGAACAAAGGAGGAGAACAAUCAACUACUGGACGCUGUUUUCAAGAAACAUCAAGUUGUGUUACACAGAACAGACGUCCAGCGGGUGUCAGCAGAGAGUCAAGAAGAGGAGUGGCACACCAGUGUGGGACAGAAGGAGCUGGAGCCCCCACACAUUAAAGAGGAAGAGGAGGAACUGUGGGAGCAGCUUCAAAGGUUGGAGGAGGCUAACGAUGAAGAUGAAGCUCAGUCCUUACAGCUUCAUCACAGUCAAAGUGAGGAGAACAGAGGGGCGGAGCUUGUAAGUCAACACAUCACAGAAGCUGAUGGAGAGCAUUGUGAAGAUAUCAAGUCAGAACCAGACAGCAUCUUUGCUCCACUGUCAGACAUGGACCACAUGAUGUCACACUCUUCUGAUCACAGUGACCACAUCCAAAAACCUUUGGAGAGUAAAAAUGACUCUAAAGGUGAUACGAGACAUCACACUAACAACAAACACUUUGACUGCUCUGAAUGUGGGAAAUCAUUUACAUGGAAGAGUGAUUUUACAAGACACAUGAGAAUACAUACUGGAGAGAAACCUUUUACUUGCUCUGUUUGUAAGAAGAGUUUCUCCACAAAAGAUCACAUGACCACACACAUGAGAACACACACUGGAGAGAAACCCUUUACUUGCUCUGUUUGUAAGAAGAGUUUCUCCACAAAGCGUGACAUGACCACACACAUGAGAACACACACUGGAGAGAAACCUUUUGCUUGCUCAGCUUGUGCUAAAAGAUUCAACACAAAGAAUGAAAAGACCACACACAUGAGAACACACACUGGUGAGAAACCUUUUACUUGCCCUGUUUGUAAGAAGAGUUUUUCCAUGAAGCUUAACAUGACCACACACAUGAGAACACAUACUGGAGAGAAACCUUUUACUUGCUCGGUUUGUACGAAGAGUUUCUCCACAAAGCUUAACAUGACCACACACAUGAGAACACACACAGGUGAGAAACCUUUUGCUUGCCCUGUUUGUAAGAAAAGUUUCUCCAGAAAGGAACGCAUGACCAAACACAUGAGAACACACACUGGAAAGAAACCGUUUAGUUGCACUGUGUGUGAUAAAAACAUUCAGGUUUAAGUAUCAGGUGAGUAAACACAAGUGUGUAACAGUCAUGGAAGCUGCAGGGAUGUAAAACACUUAAACAGUGAUUGUGCUAAAUGUAGUUUAAAAACACAGCAUGUUUAAUAAGAAUGUAUAUUUGAUGUUGUAUGUAGUGCUUCUCAUCUUCUAGUCUUAUAUGUUGUCCUGUACUUACUUUUUAAGUUGUGUGCAUUUAUCGAAUAUUAUAUAUGUAGCUACUAUUUCAUUCUAUUUUCUCAUUGUUUAAAGAGAUGGCAUCUUAUUUAAAUUUGUUUU
Molecule: messenger RNA, 1747 nt
Organism: Nerophis lumbriciformis (worm pipefish)
Lineage: Eukaryota; Metazoa; Chordata; Actinopteri; Syngnathiformes; Syngnathidae
Source: RefSeq, a predicted model, not a curated record